Pangasianodon hypophthalmus (striped catfish) is the source of this 1530-nucleotide messenger RNA. RefSeq names its product liver-expressed antimicrobial peptide 2 (gene leap2). Gene Ontology annotation, biological process: defense response to bacterium; antimicrobial humoral immune response mediated by antimicrobial peptide. The record is from RefSeq and is a predicted model, not a curated record. Bases 163 to 447 code for a protein of 94 amino acids. The transcript is spliced from 3 exons. NCBI's taxonomy places the organism in Eukaryota, Metazoa, Chordata, Actinopteri, Siluriformes, Pangasiidae.
ACAGGGAGGGAAGCAAAGAGAGAUCGAGGUGAAGCCUGGCAGACUGGGUGUCUCUGUGGUGACUGGAAAGUAUAUGAGGCUGGAGAUAGUGACAAUAGCCACUGUUGCCUGAGGUUACAGAUAGAGUUCUGAGAAAGUUGUGCUAAAUCCCAUUCUUUCAGCAUGAAGGAGCAAAGUCAUUUCAGCAGAAAAGCUGUUGCAGCCUGGUGCUUGGUGCUUAUGGUGCUCAUUCAACAGGUGGCUUCCAGUCCUGUUCCAGAGAUGGAGGCCGCCUCAGGCUCUGUGCAGGGAGUUCAGAGGUCACUCAGGAGAAUGGCCCGUAUGACGCCCCUUUGGAGAAUCAUGGGUACUAAACCCCAUGGGGCAUACUGCCAGAAUAACUAUGAGUGUUCCACAGGAAUAUGCAGGAAAGGACACUGCUCCUUUGGCCAACCUAUAAAUUCCUAAGAGUGGACAGGCUUACUUCUUCUCCAGCCCAAAUGUCACGGACUGUCCAGGACCCUGCAUUUAAUGGAAUCGUACAAAAAAGGCUUACUUAUUGGUGGAGGAAAAAGUAAUGUGCAAUUUAAUGUCAGAAAUUAGGCAAGCCAAAGACUAAAGUUAGUUAUGUCUAAGUUGAUAGCGUGUAGGGUGAAACAGUUUUUAGAUGGGCAACUAACUGGCUUAAAUCAUAAUCACACAAGUUCAUAUAUGCAUGAAUUCAUAAUAAAAGUAUACAUUUUUUUUCCCAGUUUAACAACAUAAACCUCAUAACCUACAGUAUAAUACACUACGUGUAUACUAUUGUGCUUUAUUAUUAUUAUUAUUGUUAUUAUUUUAUUUAAUAUUCAAUUUUAUCACAUACUGUGCACAUAUCAGAUUUUGGGUGGUGCUAGUGAUGGUGUGAUGGAUAAAAUACAGCUAGAGUUGGUUAUCUAAACACAUACUGAGCCUUGAACUAGGCUGUUUCUGGAAGACCAGCUCUUGGUAUUAGAUCACGUAAUGCCUGGAUGCUGCACAAGUAGAGCUGGCAGCAGGUCGCAUGUACAGCCUGUGUAGACUUUCAACCCGAGUGUCAUUGAACUACAGAUAUGCUUCAGCAGAAAGAGAGAGAGAAAGUGUGAUUAACAGUGCAAAGAUUAAAGGCCUUAGUUGAAUGAAUUAAGGUACUGUUAUUGCAGUUGCACAGCUUACUUCUGUUUCCUGAUGUUUUAGUGCUUUUUUUAUGUGGAAAACUUUUUCUGGCUUUUUAUUUAUGUAAGUGCUGAUACAGACCUGACAUUUGUCAUACAUCUCACAUAACACUGUUAGAAUAUUCAAGAUUCUUCUGCUGGAUAAUCUAUUUAUUAUAUUUGAUUAUUUUGUAUGCUUCAGUGUAUGCUUUUGAGUGACUGAGAAAAUGUUCUGAAACUGUUACCUUAGAUGUUUAGUGACAUCAUUACUGAAUGUAUGAGUGUAUUACUGAAUGUAUGAGAGUUGCUUUUGUGUAUGCUACAUAUGAUGUCUGAAUGAAAUAAUAUUAACUAAAUAAAAGUUUUAUUAUCAAACAUA